This is a messenger RNA of Didymodactylos carnosus, 1545 nucleotides long. NCBI's taxonomy places the organism in Eukaryota, Metazoa, Rotifera, Eurotatoria, Philodinida, Philodinidae. The record is from the annotation of a GenBank genome assembly.
AUGAUUGAUCAGUCUACGACGACAACAGACCAAGCGAAGAAAACUCCUAGCCAAGAUGCACAGGGUCGAUGGUAUGAACUACUAUCGCCUGGACAGAUCUUGACUGGACAAGAAAAUGGUGAUAUACAUAUCCUCGAACGACCACAGCAAGCAAUGGGCGUCACAACGACGAUAAUUCAGGGGAAGAAAAAGAAGAAGUGUCGUGGAAAUCGAAAGGCACAACGUCAACGACGAAAGCUACGUCGUCAGGAAGAAAAGCAGCAGAAGAAGAGAAAUGUGGUUGAUACAGAUGAUGAUCUUAGUGGUAGAAACGGAGAAGAAGAAGAAGAUGCACAAACAUCUUCUGGCCAAAGUCAACCAUCGACACGAGGUGGAACGAAGCGUAAACGUCAUGAACUGAGCCAUAAUGAUGUCAGACAUCUCUCUCAAUCACUCAGCCAGUUGUCAGUAUCACGACAACAAGUGAAAAAACAGCCAACGGCAGGGGCGAAGGAUGAUGGAGCAUGUCAUCGAAGAACGGCAGAUGACGUCAAUCAACUGGUCACUGGACAAUUCGAGAGCAUAUCAACUACGAUCAAGAACUGUCUUCGAGAUCAUCAAAUGUCAGCAACAGAUGAUCGAGCGAAACGAGCAUUCGAUGCUCUGAAAGAACUCCUGCAGAAACUCUAUUCGAAACCAACGGGGGAAAAGUUGACUCGAACUGCUCGACGAGAAUUGAAAGUACUGCGAAGUAUUCGACGAAUUCUACAGAAUCGACCUGAUAUUGUCAUUCGUCGAACUGAUAAGUGCAAAGUCUUCUAUAUCGGUCGAGCGAGAGACUUUGCACGCACGACAGAAGAAUACAUGUCGAAGACGGAAGCUCAUCAAGAGAUCACUACCGGUCGAUGUCCUCUGGCUGAUAUUUUGCAAGCUGUGCAGACAUUACUCAGUUAUCUCUUGUCGAAAAAUGCUCUGACGAAGAAACAAUGUCAGAAUAUUUCACCUAAACUCGACCAGCUAGAGAUAGCUCAUUAUCACGGUUUGCCAAAGCCGCACAAACCUGGAACUCUUCUAAGACCGAUCGUUGCAUCGAUGCAUGGUCCAACAACAGCGUUGUCGAAGUUCUUGAAUGAUUUGCUGGCACCAAUCUUCUUGAAAGUGGCUCGUCAAACGACAUUCGUCAAUGGGAUCUAUGUGGUUCGUCAGCUAGCAAAGUAUGUUGCUGAUGGUCAUCUAACAGCAACGACGAAAUUCAUCACUGCUGAUGUGACGGAUUUGUAUACGAUGAUUCCUCGACAAGGUGCCUUGGUAGCACUGGCGCGAUUCUGCGCCAAACAUUCUCGAUGGGGAAAGAUUGGCACAUUGACGAUCGAUCCCAUCAUGAAAAUGGCUCGAUUGAUCCUGGACACAAACUGUUUUGCUUACAAUGAGAAGUACUAUCGACAAGUUCGUGGCGGAGCGAUGGGUUCGGCAUUCACACAAGUGCUGGCGAACAUCUAUAUGUUGGAAUGGGAACAGGACUUGAUUCAGUAUCAGUCCACUAAGAGUGAAAUUUAUAGACGAUAG